CCCAGGCCAGACCCAGGCCAGAGGCGGGACCAGCCGCCGCCGUCUCCGUCUCGGUGUCCCGUCCCCCACCGCGCCAGGCAGCCGCCGCGGGAGGAGCGGAAACUGCAAGCGCGCCGAGGAGCAGCUGGGCGGCCUCCGUCCGUCCAGAUCCGCCGAGCGGCGCCCCGGCCCCCGCCGCGCCUUCCCGGCCCGCAGAGCGCCCACCUGAGUCCGUCGACGCCCACCUGAGCCCGCGCACCGGCGCCAUGGCGGAGCAGGAGAGCCUGGAGUUCGGCAAGGCGGACUUCGUGCUGAUGGACACCGUGUCCAUGCCCGAGUUCAUGGCCAACCUCCGGCUCAGAUUUGAAAAAGGGCGCAUCUACACUUUCAUUGGCGAAGUCGUCGUUUCUGUGAACCCUUACAAGCCUCUGAACAUCUACGAGAGAGACACUAUUGAGCAGUAUAAAGGGCGAGAACUCUAUGAGAAACCACCUCACCUGUUCGCCAUCGCCGAUGCUGCUUACAAGGCCAUGAAGAGGCGCUCAAAAGACACCUGUAUCAUGAUAUCAGGGGAAAGUGGAGCUGGUAAAACUGAAGCCAGUAAGUACAUUAUGCAUUAUAUUGCGGCCAUCACCAACCCCAGUCAGAGAGCUGAGAUUGAAAGAGUGAAGAAUAUGCUGCUUAAAUCUAACUGUGUUUUGGAGGCUUUUGGAAAUGCCAAGACCAACCGCAAUGACAACUCAAGCAGAUUUGGGAAAUACAUGGAUAUCAACUUUGAUUUCAAGGGCGAUCCUAUCGGUGGUCAUAUCAAUAAUUACUUGUUGGAGAAGUCUCGAGUGAUUGUGCAACAGCCAGGAGAACGAAGCUUCCAUUCUUUCUACCAGCUACUCCAAGGAGGUUCAGAGCAAAUACUACGUUCACUGCAUCUCCAGAAAUCUCUUUCAUCCUACAACUAUAUUCGCGUAGGAGCUCAAUUAAAGUCUUCUAUCAAUGAUGCUGCAGAAUUCAAAGUCGUAGCUGAUGCCAUGAAAGUAAUUGGCUUCAAACCUGAGGAGAUUCAAACAGUGUAUAAAAUUCUGGCUUCUAUUCUUCACUUGGGGAAUUUAAAAUUUGUAGUGGAUGGUGACAUGCCCCUCAUUGAAAACAGCAAGGUUGUGUCGAUCAUAGCAGAGCUGCUCUCUACCAAGACCGAGAUAGUUGAGAAGACCCUUCUCUACCGGACUGUGGCCACAGGCCGGGACAUCAUUGACAAGCAGCACACGGAACAAGAAGCCAGCUACGGCAGAGAUGCCUUUGCUAAGGCAAUAUAUGAGCGCCUUUUUUGUUGGAUUGUGUCUCGCAUCAAUGAUAUCAUUGAGGUCAAGAAUUAUGACACCACAGUCCAUGGAAAAAACACUGUUAUUGGUGUCUUGGAUAUCUACGGCUUUGAAAUCUUUGAGAACAACAGCUUCGAACAAUUCUGCAUCAAUUACUGCAAUGAGAAACUCCAGCAGCUCUUCAUCCAACUGGUUCUUAAGCAAGAACAAGAGGAAUAUCAGCGGGAAGGCAUCCCCUGGAAGCAUAUCGACUACUUCAACAAUCAGAUCAUUGUGGACCUCGUGGAACAGCAGCACAAAGGCAUCAUUGCCAUCCUCGAUGAUGCCUGCAUGAAUGUGGGCAAAGUCACCGAUGAAAUGUUCUUGGAGGCGCUGAAUAGCAAAUUGGGCAAGCAUGGCCAUUUCUCCAGCCGGAAGCUCUGUGCCACAGACAAAAUCCUGGAAUUUGAUCGAGAUUUUCGGAUCCGACAUUAUGCAGGUGAUGUCAUUUAUUCUGUCAUUGGUUUUAUUGACAAAAAUAAAGACACCUUGUUUCAAGAUUUCAAGCGCCUCAUGUAUAACAGUUCAAAUCCUGUUCUGAAAAAUAUGUGGCCUGAAGGCAAACUGAGUAUUACAGAGGUAACCAAGCGCCCUCUGACUGCUGCCACCUUAUUUAAGAAUUCCAUGAUUGCAUUAGUAGACAACCUUGCCUCAAAGGAGCCUUAUUAUGUGCGUUGCAUCAAACCCAAUGACAAGAAAUCCCCCCAGAUAUUUGAUGCUGAGCGCUGUCAACACCAAGUCGAGUAUCUUGGACUGUUGGAGAACGUGAGGGUGCGACGUGCAGGCUUUGCUUUCCGCCAGCCAUAUGAGAAGUUUCUUCACAGGUACAAGAUGAUCUCUGAGUUCACCUGGCCCAAUCAUGACCUCCCCUCAGACAAAGAGGCUGUGAAAAAGCUGAUUGAAGGGUGUGGCUUUCAGGAUGAUGUGGCCUAUGGCAAGACUAAAAUUUUCAUUCGAACACCCCGAACAUUGUUUACCUUGGAAGAACAUCGUUCCCAGAUGCUCCAAAGGAUUGUCCUUUUUCUGCAAAAGGUGUGGCGGGGAACGCUGGCCCGCAUGCGCUACAAGAGGACCAAGGCGGCGCUGACCAUCCUCAGGUACUACCGGCACUACAAAGUCAAGUCCUACAUCCAGGAGGUGGCCCAGCGCUUCCAGGGCGUCCGCAGCAUGCGUGACCAUGGCAAGCACGUCAAGUGGCCCAGCCCUCCCAAGGUGCUGCGCCGCUUCGAGGAGGCCCUGCAGGCCAUCUUCAACAGGUGGAGAGCCGCCCAGCUCAUCAAGAGCAUACCUGCCUCAGAUCUACCCCAGGUCAGGGCAAAAGUUGCAGCCAUGGAAAUGCUGAAGGGCCAAAGGGCUGAUCUUGGACUCCAGAGGGCCUGGGAAGGCAACUAUCUCGCUUCUAAGCCAGAUACGCCGCAGACCUCAGGCACAUUCGUCCCCGUCGCUAAUGAAUUGAAGCGGAAGGACAAGUAUAUGAAUAUCCUCUUCUCCUGUCAUGUCCGGAAGGUGAAUCGGUUUAGUAAGGUGGAAGACAGAGCGAUUUUUGUCACUGAUCGUCACCUGUAUAAAAUGGACCCCACUAAGCAGUAUAAGGUGAUGAAGACGAUCCCUCUAUAUAACUUGACGGGUCUAAGUGUCUCCAACGGAAAGGACCAACUUGUCGUGUUCCACACAAAAGACAACAAAGACCUCAUUGUCUGCCUCUUCAGCAAACAGCCAACCAAUGAAAAUCGAAUUGGGGAGCUUGUUGGAGUUCUAGCGAAUCAUUUCAAGAGUGAGAAGCGCCACCUCCAAGUCAAUGUCACCAACCCAGUGCAGUGCAGCCUGCAUGGGAAGAAGUGCACUGUGUCUGUGGAGACGCGCCUCAACCAGCCGGAGCCUGACUUCACCAAGCACCGCUCGGGCUUCAUCCUCAGCGUGCCGGGCAACUGAGCACAGGCCCAGCGGCUCCUGGCCCCAGCCCCCCACUCCACUCGGGGGCUCCCUGCUCCUCGCCACCUCCCUGCCCCCCCACUAGGAAUCAGCUUGCCAGGGCCCUGAGGAGGUGCCCCUCUUCACCUUCUCCAGGUCACCUAUCGCCUGGGGGGUGACUUCCUGGCUUUCUGCCUCUGGUGUCCGUCUUUCUCUGUCCCCAAUUUCUGCAUUUCCCGCUCAACAAACCAAAGACCCUGGUGCCCCCCACUCUAGACCUCCCCCAGCUGACAUCCAUACCACCCUCACCUCAGUUUGUUGGCACCUGCCCCUGGGGCUGGCCCCCCCUUGAUGGUCAGGCCAAGUCCACGUGCCUGGUUCCCAGCACCUGCCCGGUGCAGUUCCCCAUCCAAAGACUAGCUGCCCUGGGGGCUGGGGAAGAGCUCGGAGUGCAGCCCCACUCUCUCCAUGAACCCUGCCUGUAGGCCACUUUCUAGAACCAGCACCCCUCCCGACUCCCCCGCCACCGCCCCCCCGCCCCACACACACACAUCAAAGCUCCAGGUGAGCAGGUCUACCUGCAGGGCUCCACGUGCAGCACAGCCAGAGCCCUCCCUGCAGACGAGUGAGGGGGUGCUGCCACAUGGACCCCACACCCUAGCAGGGCUGCACCCUCGCCAACAGCAGAAGUGCCCAGCAAGAGCCAGAGUUGCCGGGGGCCCCCGAGUUUCCCCUUCAAGCUCCUCGGUUUCACGCUCCUGUGCAGACCUUAGAUUAGGCCAGGGGGUGGGCACAAGGGAGUGGGGGUACUGGAAUGGUGGGAAACCAAGUGGGGUCCUGGCACUGCAGGCCAGGCCAGGAUGCCUGCGCUCCCCCAACCCCCAAGCUUGGGGCACUGGGGCUCAUGGCAGGAGAGGCUGCCAUCUUGCCAGUUUCCGCCAGGCAGAAAGCACGUGCACUUCAGAUACUUCCCGAGGCCACUGUCCCCCAGCCUCAGCCGAGAGCCCAUAACCCCAAAGCCUUGAAGACAGGAGGUGGUGCCCGCUAGGGGCUGGGGGCAGAGGGGCAACAGACUAGCAGGUGUAACAGGCGGUGCCAGGCUAGCAUUCUCUUCACUCUCUGCCGAAGAUGCUGUGCCCGCUACCCCGGGUCCUGCCCGCCUGGCCCUGCAGAACAUGCCAAGUGCCCACUAACCAGCUGCCUGGCCCUUGCCCACCCCCAUUCCCCAGUUCCCAGAGCUUGCGGCCAUUUGCAAUAAAGACUCCUACUGGCGUCUUCUCCGACCAGUUCAUGUCCUCGAAGCUCGACCAGCUGCCCAUGCAGUGAAUGGUGCCACCACCGUGUAGAAUUUUGCCAAUCACUGGUAGACACUAGUGGAACCACCUAACUGGAAUCACCCCUCUCCUGUCACUUUAUUUCCCCAAACAUGUCGCUUUGCACUAGACACGCAGAUGUUUGUCUUAGACACACCAAAACGGAACAUGCCAAAUGAGUGCCUUUUCUGGGACAGGAGGGGCUGCCGGGGCCCGCAGUGUGGGGGGCCUCCCAGCCAAGGGCCGGGGACUGGCUGGCAACAAGCACUUUUUCACGAUGUCCUAAAAAGAAGUCACAGCACGUGGCAACUGAAGCUGGACCAAGAAGUUGAGGUGUGAAAGCAGUAAUGCUUUCCAGGGUGCCGAGGGGGAAGCCAGAGGACACAGUGAUUGUAUGCAAUGAAGUGUUUCUCUUGAUUUAAUUAAAUGCAGUUUUAUGGUUUGGUGCAUAUAUUCCUAUUUUCCAUUAAAUUAACUUUAUUUCUAAAGCAUAUUUUGAUUUACCAUCAAGAGCAAUAAAGCAUUAAAUCUUA
Sorex fumeus (smoky shrew) is the source of this 5091-nucleotide messenger RNA. RefSeq names its product myosin ID (gene MYO1D). The transcript is spliced from 22 exons. Gene Ontology annotation, cellular component: vesicle; actin cytoskeleton; myosin complex. Gene Ontology annotation, biological process: vesicle transport along actin filament; actin filament organization. Lineage: Eukaryota; Metazoa; Chordata; Mammalia; Eulipotyphla; Soricidae. The record is from RefSeq and is a predicted model, not a curated record. The coding region runs from base 246 to 3266 and encodes 1006 amino acids. Gene Ontology annotation, molecular function: actin filament binding; ATP binding; microfilament motor activity.